Molecule: messenger RNA, 1761 nt
Organism: Theileria orientalis strain Shintoku
Lineage: Eukaryota; Apicomplexa; Aconoidasida; Piroplasmida; Theileriidae
Exons: 2
Coding region: 1-1761 (586 amino acids)
Source: RefSeq, a predicted model, not a curated record
AUGGACUUGAAGCUACUCAUUUUCGUAAACAGCAUCCUCCUAGGAACAUUAAAGGCGGGCACACCCGCACUGUGCCGUAUGUCAAGUUCUGAUUUGGAUUUGGGAGAAGAAGGAGACCUAGGUGUAGGAAAAUAUUAUGUAGACGACAAGACAGAUAAGUUGGAGACGUCGGAAACCACUGAGCCAGACAGCUCAGGGGACGCGGAGAUGUCCUCGGGAGAUGAGAGUUUGUCGGAGCUGAUGAACCCAAACUCACAGAAAACACCAGUGGAGUCAGAUGCACACGUGGCCGAAGAUGUGGAAUCUGCACUGCAAUCAGAGUCAGAAGAAGGAGCGCUGAAGUCGGAUGAAGACUCAGAAGAGUCGGCAAAGUCUAACACACGGGUAGAUGCAAAAUCGGAAAAGACAGAAGAAGAGUUCAGAGAGUCGGAUGUACUGAAGCUGCUGUUUGAAGACGUGUCGACAGAGUAUUCGGACGACUACGCAAAGUCGGUGGAUGAUGGAAAGGAAAUGGACCCAGAAAAGGAGUACUCAGUGAAGUCAUACGUGCCAGGAGAGAGCAUCCUGGUGCUAGCAACGCCAAGCGGAUGCUCACUCAUGGACUUCGAGGGCACGGAGGAAGGACCGCAGAUGGUGGAGUUUAAGUUUACGACGUCGCAGCUGGACGACUGCGUAAAGCUUAACGAGGACAUACUGAACGAGAUGACAGAUCACCUGGCGAGACAAGUGGCACAGACGAAAGGACCGACGACGAAAAUGGUGGAAAUAUCAGUAAGAGACCCAAUGAGAAACAGCCAGUUAAACAUAAGGGAGACGACGAAGGUGUUCUCAACAGGACACAGAGACCCAGGAGAGUCUCUGGAGGAAGAAGAGUACGAGAGAGGUCCUGAGAGUGAGUUUGUGGAUGACCUUAGGAGUAAGUUUGAAAACGAGGAGAUCGUGACGGACGAAGAAGACAAGAAGGACGCAAGGAUGCUCCUGUCUGAAAUUUUGAACUUUGACUUCCUGCCAACAAACUCAGAUUCAGUGUACGUGAUGUCGUACUCGUUCAAAGAAGAGGACUCGGAAGAAGCACUGGAGAGAGAACAGCUGUUGAACGAGUUCUACUCAACAAGGAGAAGCGGCGAUGGCGCAAGCGCCAGGGGAGCCAGCGGAAAAAGGAAUGGCUUCCAAAACAGAAAAAAAAAUGAAAAAAGUGAAAAGUUUGAAUCGCUAUUCAAGUCAAUGGAAAAUUUCACAAAUGAAAAGUUCGAAAAGGUAAUAGGAGAGAUGAAAAGAUUGCUGGAAACAGAAGAGGGCAAGAAGGAGCUGGAAAAAAUCAGUAAGAAGCUGCAGUCGCAAUUCGAAAAAACUAGGGACCUGCUGCAGAAGGAAGUGAACGAAGGAAAGCAAAUACUGAGUGACCUGAGUAAGCACGGAGUGGAAAGCGUGGAAUGCAGCGGACUGAAAAGCGAAGAGUGCAGCAAGUACUCGAAGUGCGAAAUGAUGGACGUCGACGGCAAGGAGAUGUGCUUCGUCUCGCCGAAGACAAUCUACUGGCUCCUGGAGACGAGCUGCGGCCUGCAGUCAAAGUCGGCGCUGAUGUCAAUCGCGAGAGACCUGAACAGAGCGGGCAUCAUGAGCACCAGGAGAGUGAGCCACCUGGAGCAGUCGUUCGACCCGAGGAAAAUCUGCAACGCAAUAACACACGCGUACCUGUCGAAGCUGGCGCCGAAGGAGGACCAGCAGCCAAACAGAGCAUUCAACCACACGACCCAGUAA